Molecule: messenger RNA, 2214 nt
Organism: Schistosoma rodhaini
Lineage: Eukaryota; Metazoa; Platyhelminthes; Trematoda; Strigeidida; Schistosomatidae
Source: the annotation of a GenBank genome assembly
AGAAGGCAGUGAGUAGGACUUUUGGGGGCGCAACCGGUAUUCGAUCGUAAAUGUUUCCAAAGCAUUGCUCGUGUAUUUUGGGGCCACUGAGUUACAGAUAGGUCACUAGGUAAAUACGGCAGGUCGAUUGAUGAGGCAAUAAAUCUUCAUAAACUGGGGUUGUUGGGAUAUUUGCUACGAAUACUCAACCACCUCCUACUUCUAUGGGCGACGUUUUGUAGUGUAGGAGUAGGGUGAAGGAAAGCUGAGAGGCCAAAUUAAGACGUCGUACCAGUCUACAAAGUCAGUGACAAUUAGACUGAGCCAUGUCAACAGGUGUCGACUAUCUGGUUUGGGCCCGCGUGAUUAUCGUACUCGGUGGUCAGAGACUUUGAAUGAUUGGGUCAAAAUUCCUUGGGAUGGCGCAGGUGCAUCCAUUCCUUGUCUCCCCCUGGGUUUUAAGACUUUUCAACUCCCCUUAACUUUUUUAUUCCACUUAUUUUUAUCUUAUUGAGGGAUAUCUCUGAUACUUAUUCUUUUUUAUUACCACUACUGUUACUACUUCUACUACUCUGGAAUUCACCUUAAAGAGUUACAUCUCGCGGAGAUCAGGGUGUGUGACUGCUUUGACCAAUGAACACACACACUAUGCUCUGCGUUGGGCGUAAGUGACUGACUACUCAGUUGCUCACACAAAAAAUGGAGUUGUAUUCAUACCUAGGGCUUAAUAGUCACUAAUCAAGUGUUCUAACUGCUAAGUCACUACCUCACUCAUGAAUCGGGAAGUGAAUCGUAAUAGACCCUACUGUGGUUUUAUUGCACUUUAAUAGCAAUUAGCAAUACGGUCAGCAAAUCGUUUGCAAAUGUUUUGCAACAGCAAAUAACACCCAGUGUGUUGGUGAAGGAAACAGAACUAUUUCCCGUAAAUCCAGAUAUUAUUCUUAGUUCCGUUUUUAACAAAGUUCCUUGUCAAGCGAUUUUCCCUGAUGUUGGAAUUAUUCCUUAAAGAAAAACAGCUCUAGCAAAUAGACAUGAAUUAGUUUUAUUUCGUUACGCUACUUACAAGUCGCAACAUCUUUGAAACUAAUUUUCAAAUAAGUUAACAUAUUUUUUUAGAAGUGAAGCUGAUGAAAAUUUAGCUUGAUGUAGCAAAGAUUCGAAUAAAAAAUACUGGAAAUAAAAAAAUGUAAAAGAAGGUCCUGAUACAUUAGUCCGGGCAUUAAAAGGAGGCUUAGAGCUGAAACUAGGUGGUUACGCAAUCAAGUAAUAAAAUACAAGUCAACGACAACUAAGGAUCAAGCGAAUCAAGUAGUGAGCAGCUGAUAAGAAUCAAACUAAAUCAAACAAAUUCGUGUCAUCCUGCUCAAAUCAUUGCUCUCUUUUCUAGUUAAUAAAGGUAACUAAGUGCAUAAAAUCAUUUCUGUUGAAAAAGUUAGUCGUAGUCUCAAUCCAAAUCACAAGUCCGAUAAACUUUUUUCCUUUAAAUUUCAGAUUUAUUACUUAUUCGGAAUUUGGUGCAUUCGUUAUCUUGAAAAAUGUCCAAUACUGCUUUAACUGCAAUUUCUGUGGCUGUAGGAGUAUUUUUCAUAUUCUUUGGGACGUUAAAACUUGGCCCAUUAUUUUCUGAUGAGCUUUAUCGCAGUGUGGUAAAUUGUUUUCAAGAAAAAUCCUUACUCAAUCUGUUUAACAGAGAAAAAAUUUCAUUAGGAUGUUCAAGACAUUUCCUUUUGGUUCGUUUACUGGUUGGAAUCCGAAUCCUCAUGUAAUUAGACGAGUUUAUGGAACGACUGAAGUUGUCGGUGGUGUUGUACUUGCAGCUUGUUCUGGGAUUGCACAGGAUGUCAGCAAUGUUAUACUACUUGGUCUUAUGCUAUUCCAUCUAUUUAGUAUAUGGCGCGUAGCAGAUGGACUAAAAGAAGCUUCUAAUCUUAUUGUUUUAUGCUUAAUGCUAACAUGCAGAUUUAUUAUACGGAUUCAACUUAUUCAAAAGAAUGAAGAGGUGACGGAAAAUAAUGAAUAUAUUAAAAAUGAUAUAAGAAGACGAAUUGUUCUCCUACAGGAGGAAUUGCAGAAAAUGAACGCUUUUAAUAAUAAUAGUAAUAAUAAUAAUAGCAAUAACACCAAUAAAAUGGAAAACGAUACACACAAAGUAGAAUGACAUUUAUAUAUUUUGGUUCAAUAAAUCAUGACUUUUUCCUAUUGUAAUAUCAAUGCAUUUAUUUUGUUGUCCUUCCA